CGAUCCGUUCAUUUAGAUUGAUGUAGUCGGGCAAAAGCUAUCGUCGGUGUUGUUUCGUUGUCAUUGGAUUCCUGUAAACCGCGUGAUAAUAAACAAGGCAUCAUGGCGACUCCAGCAAUGCUUGCUAAAGCCCCAGAGGUAAGGGACAUCGCAAGGAUUGAAAGGAUUGGCGCCCACUCACACAUCCGAGGUCUCGGCUUAGACGACAGCCUUGAUCCAAGAAACGUCUCACAAGGCAUGGUGGGACAGCUGAAGGCUCGUAGAGCCGCCGGUGUCGUCCUCAAUAUGAUAAAAGAGGGCAAGAUUGCUGGCAGGGCGAUUCUACUCGCCGGUCCGCCCGGGACGGGAAAAACAGCCAUUGCCAUGGGUAUCGCCAAGUCUCUCGGAAAAGACACGCCAUUCACAGCAAUGGCAGGCUCUGAGAUUUACAGCCUCGAGAUGAGCAAGACAGAAGCUUUAACACAAGCUAUGAGGAAGUCUAUAGGCGUUAGGAUAAAGGAAGAAACAGAUAUCAUAGAAGGUGAAGUAGUUGAAAUUCAGGUCGAAAAGCCGGCAACAGGAACUGGUGCAAAAGUUGGAAAGCUUACUUUGAAGACGACAGAAAUGGAGACAAUUUAUGAUCUCGGCACAAAAAUGAUAGACGCCCUUACAAAACAGAAAGUACAGGCAGGAGAUGUCAUAACGAUAGAUAAAGCGACCGGCAAGAUCAACAGGAUAGGCCGUUCAUUCACUAGAGCAAGAGAUUAUGAUGCCACCGGUCCACAGACAAGGUUCGUCCAGUGCCCAGAGGGUGAACUUCAGAAAAGAAAAGAGGUCGUGCACACCGUCACAUUGCACGAAAUCGACGUGAUCAACUGCCGUACGCACGGCUUCCUCGCUCUGUUUUCCGGCGAUACCGGUGAAAUAAAACCGGAGGUCAGGGAAAAAAUAGACGAACGUUUUGAAGAAUGGAGGGAAGAGGGCAAAGCCGAGAUCUCCCCUGGGGUGUUGUUUAUCGACGAAGUUCAUAUGCUUGAUGUCGAGUGUUUUGCAUUUCUCAAUCGCGCUCUCGAGGAUGAAAUGUCUCCUAUCGUAAUAAUGGCGACAAACAGGGGUAUCACAAGAGUGAGAGGAACAAACUACAACUCUCCUCACGGCAUUCCACUUGACCUCCUCGAUAGAAUGGUCAUAAUAUCUACAACAAAAUACGAUGAAGCGGAAGUCAAAGAAAUACUGAAAAUCCGGUGUGAAGAAGAAGACUGUGAAAUGUCUGACGAAGCUCUUACAGUCCUCAUGAGGAUAGCCCUCGAAACAUCACUACGAUAUGCAAUCCAAUUAAUCACACUUGCUGGUUUAGUCGCACGCAGAAGAAAGUCAACAGAGGUUGGAAUUGAAGAUGUAAGAAAAGUUUAUUCGUUGUUCUUAGACGAGGAAAGGUCGACGGAGAUACUCAAUCAAUACCAGGAUCAGUAUCUGUACGAUCAGAAGCCACUGAAAGGUGGUCCAGGAGGAGAGCCGAUGGAGACUUGAAUUCAAAAAAGAAAAACCAUUCUACUUAAACCAUUAGUGUUAAUCUUUUGACUGUGUCUUGAAAAAUAAAUAUUUCUCAGUGUA
This is a messenger RNA of Cimex lectularius (bed bug), 1593 nucleotides long. RefSeq names its product ruvB-like 2 (gene rept). Lineage: Eukaryota; Metazoa; Arthropoda; Insecta; Hemiptera; Cimicidae. Bases 103 to 1509 code for a protein of 468 amino acids. Gene Ontology annotation, cellular component: Swr1 complex; R2TP complex; Ino80 complex. The record is from RefSeq and is a predicted model, not a curated record. The transcript has 7 exons. Gene Ontology annotation, molecular function: ATP hydrolysis activity; DNA helicase activity; ATP binding. Gene Ontology annotation, biological process: box C/D snoRNP assembly; regulation of transcription by RNA polymerase II; chromatin remodeling.